Blepharisma stoltei is the source of this 405-nucleotide messenger RNA. Lineage: Eukaryota; Ciliophora; Heterotrichea; Heterotrichida; Blepharismidae. The record is from the annotation of a GenBank genome assembly.
AUGAAGACAAGCACACCCGACUACUUUAGACAAUUUUCAAAAUCUCAUCGCCAAGGUAAAUGUGGUGAGAAACCAGUAGAGAAUCUAUGCCAGUUAUGGCUUGUGUGUCCGGGUAAAUUUGGGCUUAGUUCCUGUCGUUUAAAUCAAAGAAAACCUCCUAUGUCUUUCAGGGCCCUGGCCUUCUUCUCUCUAGACCAGGACAAGACGCCUAGGCAUCAGGGAUUAGCUCUUUUUCUCGCAGAUACAGUGGAAGACACAGCACAUGAUAGACGAAAAGCUUCUCUACUUGGAUCCAGCUGUAUCCCUAUCACUCUAUGCAGCAUAAAUCCAGUCCCCCCUUUAGAAAGAAAGGAAAGCAUGCCCUCAGCGCGCGACACUUUAGCUGUCCAUGGCAUCAGAAGCUAA